Paramacrobiotus metropolitanus is the source of this 2808-nucleotide messenger RNA. RefSeq names its product collagen alpha-1(II) chain-like. Bases 396 to 2345 code for a protein of 649 amino acids. The record is from RefSeq and is a predicted model, not a curated record. The transcript has 5 exons. NCBI's taxonomy places the organism in Eukaryota, Metazoa, Tardigrada, Eutardigrada, Parachela, Macrobiotidae.
UCAGAUCACGAUAGACCGGCGUUGACUAGUAUAUAACAGCCGGCCAAGAAACGAGUUCCGGGCCAGGUGAACUCUAAGCAGUCAUUCUUACUUUCUUUCUUUCUUUCCUUAACACAUUUAUUCUCAAAUUCAAUGGGAUCCUAGCCACUUUCUCACCGGCAGCCUCUUUCAUUGGCACUAUACAGUAUCGCCGUUUACCCUCAAUCGCACAUCUUCUCGUGCGUCUCGUUAUUCCGUGCACCGGAAUGACCUAGUCGCACAAGUGUGCACACCGUUCUCAGCAGCGCUUCAGCUGUGAAACACCGGAUAUUCUUUGGCUCGAUCGUUCUGAGUGUAACGUUCGAUAAUCCACGCUUCGACCACUUCCUUUUAUUGUUUCCCCCUUCAGCUGCACCAUGCGACAACGCAGCAGCGGACUAUUCCUAGUUUUCCUUCUUCCUUCCGUAUUUGCUCAACAAAACCAACCGACCGCCAAUGGCCCGCCACAACCACAGUCCCGGCAGUACCAGCCGUACCCGCAACCCGGUCAGCCUCAACAGCCGCAGUACCAGUCGUUAGGCAACCCCAACCAGUACCAGCCCAACCCAAACGCCUACUAUAACAGCCAACCGCAGCAGUCGCCCAGCAUAGCGCUGGCUCGCUCCAACUUCCCGGCGUACGGGCCCGCUUCGGGCGCCGGUUACAAUCCCAGCCUGUACGACCAGCCCUACAACGCCUACCCCAACGCCAACCCCGGCCUGUCCUCCCGCAAAAUCGAUUCGCCCUCGGCGCCCAUCGCCCCGCUGAACAGCGGGAAUAAUCCCCGCUUCGCCGGCAGUGCCACGCCUUUCAACAACAUCGGCCAGGCGCUCAACCAGCAACGCCAAGGCGGCCCCGGCCGCGGUGCGCCUAAUAACUUCCAGCAGCCUCCGCCGCAACAGCAGAACCCCUUCGGCGGCUUCGGAAUGCCGGGCGGUGGGAUGCCAGGCGGUGGGAUGCCGGGAGGUGGAAUGGGAAUGCCGAGCGGCGGCGGGUUCGGCCAGCCGCCGCAGAUGAUGGGUCAGGGCUCCAACAUGAAUCCCAUGAUGAUGCCGCCCGGCGGAGGGUUCCAAGGUGGCGCUCCACCCGGCGCCAUGCAGAUGCCCCAGCCGAUGCAGAUGCCGGGCGGCCCCGGCGGCGGCGGCGACCAGGCCAACGCCUUCACCACCUUCGGCGCCGGCGGCAUGGGCGACGUCUUCAACGACCCCUGGAAGAACCCCUCCGCCUUCAUGAACGCCGCCCAGGGCAACUCCCCGCCCACCGACGCCAAAGCGGCCGUCAAAGGUCAACUGGCGAAACAGGGCCAACAGCUGGCGGGAGCGCCUAACCAGGUGAACCCCGGCGCACAACUCUCGUCGCCUCCCGGCGGUAACGACGCCUUUGGAGCCAACUCCCCGUUCGGCGCCAAUUCGCCCUUCGCGGCCAUGGGCGGCGCCAACAGUCCGUUCGGCUCGUCCGGCCCCAUGUCCAGCAUCAGCGCCGGCAUGGGCGGCUUCAACAGUCCCCUGGCCCAGGGCGUCUUUGGACCCGGCGGCAGCGGUUUCGGCGCCAACAGUCCCUUUGGGGCAAGCGGCAACCAGAACCCGAUGGCCGGUCAGGGCGGUCUGCAGUCGCAGGUCUUCUCCAGUCCGCAGGGAUUAAACAACCUCCCUAGCUUCAGCGGACCACAGGCCGCGCCCUACGGCGGAUACGGCAACGGCGCCGUCGGCUACGGACCUUACGGUAACGGCAUCAUAGGUCAAAACUAUGGAGCAGUCAGCAAUCCCAACCAACCAGCCAACCCUAGUCCGAACAUGAUGGGCGGAGGCAGCCAGAUGAUGCCCAGCUUCGGCGGAGCCCCGCAGAGGGACGCCGGAUUCGGCGGCGGAAGCGGAGGCAUGCCGGGCAUGGGCGGCAUGGGUGGAAUGGGCGGGAUGGGAGGAAUGGGCGGCGGAUUCCCCUCUUUCGGCGGAAUGGGCGGCGAUAUGAUGGGCGGUAUGGGCGGUAUGGGCAACAUGGGAAUGGGCGGCAUGGGUGGAAUGGGUGGAAUGGGCGGAAUGGGCGGAAUGGGUGGAAUGGGCCAAUCGCCAAUGAACUUUGACUUCCGUAACUCGGGCCCGCCGCAGCCGCCGUCGCCGAUGCAGCCGCAGUUCCCGCAAUCAGGUGCGCCCCCACAGCCACGCCCCCCUAACAACGACGAUAAUGUCGAUGUGGCUAACAAUAACGUGAUCAAUAAUAAUGAUGGCAGACCAACCUUCCCCACCAGCCCGCCCAGCAGCAACACGACCCCAUCGUCUGCGGACGGACCGACUUCGACAGCAAGCGAUGUCAAGGUUCAUGCCGCCUGAGCGACGACGCGGAUUCCUGCAGAAAUGACACGUGUCGAUUCCUUUCAAUCCCUAACCAAAGCAGCCACACCGAUGCCAUAACAGUUGUCUACACAGAGGAAGCCGGCUCCCUUCGGAAUACGGCUGGGCCACGUGGCUGACCUUCCCGGCGCUGCGGCGGCGGCGCAUUGACCUGUGCUUGAGUGUACCGCAGCAGACUGCCGCCCGCCGGCUACUUGUCACUAUUCCUUAUGAAUGAUAGCCUCUUAAUUUAAUCUGACUGUGGUGCGACGUGGCAGCCGCUCUGUGGUACUGCGCUACAGCGCACUCUUUCACAACAUUCUCCAUAAUCUUCGUUACUUAUGAAUUCUGUUGUCCUGCUUCAUAUUGUUGGCAGUAUUCUGAUUUGUUAUUAUUGUAUAAAAAUGUUGGCUUGAAAACAGAAAUCACAAUAGUCGUACCUACUCGUGCUGUAUCUAAGUAA